This is a messenger RNA of Canariomyces notabilis, 796 nucleotides long. RefSeq lists its product as uncharacterized. Bases 1 to 720 code for a protein of 239 amino acids. The record is from RefSeq and is a predicted model, not a curated record. Gene Ontology annotation, biological process: double-strand break repair via homologous recombination; resolution of meiotic recombination intermediates. The transcript has 2 exons. Gene Ontology annotation, cellular component: nuclear body; RecQ family helicase-topoisomerase III complex. NCBI's taxonomy places the organism in Eukaryota, Fungi, Ascomycota, Sordariomycetes, Sordariales, Chaetomiaceae.
AUGGAAACAGCCCGCCACCUUCAAACCUCCCUCUCCUCCCAAUCCAUCCCCACCCCGUCCCUACAAUGGCUCUCGGACCUAGUCUCCUCACGCUCGCAGCGCACUACAGCGCCACCGCCACCACUCGCCUCCUUGCUAGCAACGGCUCGCGCGCGGCUGCUGGCCGCUGACCUAACCACGCCGGGGCUUUUAGACGCCGGGUACGCGUCGGCGCACGCGCUGCCAGAAGGGUUACAGCUGAGCGGCGUGACGCGGCGCGAGUCGCGGCUCCCGCACGACGUGGUGGUGCAGGUGCUCGAUCUCGAGGACGUGAGCCGGUCCCGCUGGGAGCAGGUCGAGGAACUUGAGGCCAUCCAGCGCGGCGAGGGCACUAGGGGCAGGGAGGUCAUUCGGUUACCUGAGCAGCGGCAGCAACGGCAAGGGCAGAGCGCUGGCGGCAAGAAUUCCACGCACAAGCUGGUGGUGCAGGACUGCAAAGGGCAAAAGGCGUAUGCGCUCGAGUUGAAGCGGGUGGACAGGAUCGCGGUUGGGAAAACGAGUAUUGGGGAGAAGAUACUGCUCAAGGCGGGGACUACGGUGGCGAGAGGGGUGUUGAUGCUCGAGCCGGGGCAGUGUGUGGUGCUUGGAGGCAAGGUUGAGGCAUGGCACCGGGCGUGGGUUGAUGGGAGACUGGCGAGGUUAAAGGAGGCAGCGGCCGCUGAUGGUGCCGAGAGUGGCUAGCGUUGCUUCAACGGACAAGACGUCUAGUGUUGAUACCCAUGGUUUUCUUUUGUCUAACCUAAUUGUGCAUCGCAUG